AUGUUCUUCCCAGGGGCGAAAGCCGAAGCAGGAAUCUGUCUUCUGAUUGGAGCGGAUCAGAUGUGGAGGUUCCUAAAGUCCGAUGUGCGACGAUCAGGGGCGGGCGACCGUACCGUUGCGGUGAACACGCAGUUAGGCUGGACGUUCCAAGGUCCCACCGCUGUCCUGUCGUUAGUCACCGGAGACGUCACGCUUACCUGCGCGUUACACGUGGAGGCAAGCACCGAGGAAAGGCCGUUUGAUCUCCGAAUGUUCUGGGAGCUGGAAGGUCUUGGGAUAACAGACUGCGCAAAUGACCAGCGCUCAGAGGACGACGCAGUGUGGCUACGUUUCAAGGACACCAUACAAAAGGAGGACGGCCGAUAUAAAGUGAGUUUGCCGUGGAAGACUGGCAGUGCCACACUGAGGGACAACCGGGAAGUAGCUGAGCGUAGGCUGAGAAGCCUGAUGAAGAGACUUCGUUCGAACAAAACUCUUCUGCUGGAGUACGAUUGUGCGAUGAGGAAGUACCUCAACGACGGACAUGCAGAGGUAGUUACCGAAGCGGAGCAAGCACCAACAGAGCAUAUUUACUAUAUGCCACACCAGGCGGUUGUCCGGGAGAAUUCAACGACAACGAAGCUCAGAGUUGUCUUUGAAGCGUCCUCGCAUGCCCCGGGGACCGCAUCUCUGAACGCGCAUCUCGAAAAGGGACCGAAGCUAAACACGGAACUACUGCCGCUGCUGCUGCGCUUUCGGACGGUCAAGGUCGCUCUGGUGGUGGACAUUGCCAAAGCGUUCCUCCAGAUUGUAGUCAGGGAAGAGGAUCGUGACGCACUUCGUUUCCUGUGGUGUAACGAAACGCCGAAGGAAGAUGGUCAGUGGCCAAACGUGGAAGUCUGGAGAAUGACAAGAGUACCGUUCGGUACAACCUCCAGUCCUUUCCUUUUGUCGGCGACAAUACGGUACCAUCUAAAGAAUGUGGAAGAGCACCUACAGGAAACGGCAGCGCAUCUUGCAAAUUCCUUUUAUGUGGAUGAUCUAUUGACUGGCGCUUCAAGCGAGGAUGAAGCUGAACAACUGUACAAGGACGCGAAUACCGUCACGAGGGCGGCUGGGAUGGAGUUAAGAAAGUGGGCAUCGAAUUCCCCGGUUCUCAAUCGCCUCUUCGCAGAUCACGAGCCACUCUUAGAAGAGCACUACGCUGCGACCAUAGAAACAGGACUUUUGGGAUUACGGUGGAAUCGACACACUGACAGCAUCAAGCUCGCGGAAUGCAGGCCACCCAACAUCACGUCGGCGGGCAACACGAAACGGUUGGUGCUACAGCUCUAA
This is a messenger RNA of Ornithodoros turicata, 1314 nucleotides long. RefSeq lists its product as uncharacterized. The coding region runs from base 1 to 1314 and encodes 437 amino acids. The record is from RefSeq and is a predicted model, not a curated record. The transcript has a single exon. NCBI's taxonomy places the organism in Eukaryota, Metazoa, Arthropoda, Arachnida, Ixodida, Argasidae.